Molecule: messenger RNA, 696 nt
Organism: Drosophila kikkawai
Lineage: Eukaryota; Metazoa; Arthropoda; Insecta; Diptera; Drosophilidae
Source: RefSeq, a predicted model, not a curated record
AUGUGGCAGUUGGCACUGGCACUUGGCCUAAUCCAGCAGCUCAGCCUGGCCAUCGUUGUGGAGCGCAACAUGUUCGCCUACUACAAGGUGCCGGCUGCCCAGCUGCUCUACGCCCAGGAGUCCCACUCCGACUCCGACUCCAGCUUCGACAUCGAUGCAGACUUCACCUCCAGGGAGCUUAUCAACCACGAAGCCAGAGAUCUCUACUAUGUGCUACAGUGCCCGCCAAAGCUGGAAGAUGCGAUCCCAAAGCCGCGGGACAUGCAAACCUGCAGCGUGGUGGACGAGUAUCGAGGCAUGUUUCAUAAAAAGCCGCCGAAGCCCAAAAAGCGCCUGCACAUGGUUCCGUUUCGGAUCGUGCUGCGUCCCCUGGGACCACCGGCCAUGAGGCGCAACCUGAAACGUCGCAAACGUCAGCAUAAGGGCGUUCCGAAAGCUCCCAGCGACAGGAUGGUAACUGCUGAGCAGGAGGACGAGGUGGAGGCCUCUAGUCCGCUGCAGCAUCUGGGACGCCCCCAUGCCCGCCAAAAGCUACUGAAGCUGGCAGCCGACCAUAGCCAGUUUAAGCGCGGAAACAGCUCCAAGGGCUACCAGCAUAUGUACCAUCGGGACGAGACCUACAACGACCACAUUUUCUACGACGAGCUCCAUGCCGACGGAGAGUUCCACAACUAUGGAAAAGAGAAAUCCAAAUAA